This is a messenger RNA of Pangasianodon hypophthalmus (striped catfish), 2111 nucleotides long. RefSeq lists its product as uncharacterized. Lineage: Eukaryota; Metazoa; Chordata; Actinopteri; Siluriformes; Pangasiidae. The coding region runs from base 1047 to 1832 and encodes 261 amino acids. The transcript is spliced from 7 exons. The record is from RefSeq and is a predicted model, not a curated record.
UAAACUAACCCCCUUUCAUCAAACUGCAUUUUGACAGUUUUUCGUCCAAUCAGAGUGUGCCACGUCACGAGGUCCCUCCCCUUUUUAUCCAAUCAGAGCGCACCGUGGUGGGUAGUCCCGCCCCCCUUUCAACCAAUGAGAUUCUUCUUUUUUUGCAGAUGUCCCGCCCCGAUCCCCCUCCCUAAUUUUUGUGGGUCCGUUCACGCGCAUCUGAGUUCCGAGCGGGGGUCCGUUCACGCGCUUCAACCCCCUUUCUCUCUCUCACCCCCUCACCCCCUGGUCAGGGGCCCCGUGCAAAUUAUCCGGCCUGCGCACGAGGUCGGAUUUCAGGCGGCUAGUGUCAUGCCGUUCCGGUCUUAAACUUUAGCUAAUAUUUAAUACAUCUUAGAUAAAUUUGGAUUAAAGCUAGCUAGCAAAAAUUCCCCAAUUGGAAGAGUUUAGCAAAAAAAAAAAAAAAAAAAAACCCAGUGCUUAGCAUCGGUUAGGUUAGUCUCGCUAUUUAUAUUUAGCCAAGUUUUACCAACAAGCAUACAUUUAAUGCACAAUGUACAAAUUAUUUAUGUGUUACUGCUGUGUAUAAGUGAUUUAUUUGAAGCUAGUCAGAGUUGAUGGUCGUAGCGAUGAACUUUUUUUCCCCUUUCUCCCUGUAUCGUGCGAUUUCGGAUCUUUUAUUAAUACUUUAUUUAUUUAUUUUUGCAACAUAAACGGAAUCUCUGUUAUAUGCAAAAAAAAAUAGAUUUUAUUUCGAGCAUCACAUUUUAUUCUGUUUCCCAGCGCGAUCCUCAUAUUCUGAAAAUAUAUUUUAAAAUUAUAUUUUAAUUCAUGUACCAGGAUUCAUUCAUUCUGAUUCUCUGCGGCCGCAGAGCACGUGUUGACUGAGCAGUCGUGACAGUCUACCCCUCCACCCUCUAAAGAGAUGAUAUGAUGCGCCAGGUGUAUAUGGUUGCUCGAGAACUUGUGACAGGUGUAUCGGUGGGAAAAGAACUUUAGGGUAUAUAAGAAACGAGACGGACUAACAUUUUCCAUGAAGAAAUUCGGGGAUCGACAUGAUGGCUCAUGCUUUAAAAGUUCAAGCUGAAAUUCACCAGGUGCCUGAGUAUCAUGUUACAGCGGAAGAACUAGAGGGUAUUAGCCUCACUCAGACAGACCCAGAUUUUACACGGGGAAUUAAUCCUGAUGAGUUUGCGAGAGGAUCGGGAAGCGACAGUCUCGCGGACGAUUUGGAUUUGAUUCUAACAGGGGCCUCGCCAGCGAUCUCGCGAGAUCGUCGCGUUCCCUCCUCUCCUCCGAGAAGCGGAAAUGGCGUAAUAGAAAUAUCAACAACUCCGAGACCGGCGAGGCCGCAAUUCGCGAGCGUGACACCAGUUUUAAAAGUCUGUGAUGCGCCUCGGCGAGCGAAGAGACGGAGAUUAGUCAGUAAGACAGCGUCUCUAGUGAAGCGAUUAUUUACAGAUUCAGUCGAAUCACCCGCGUGUUCAACCAGGGAAGGGGGUUGUGGAUCUCAAAGCGUGAUUAACGAGACCGAAGCGGAGACCGAAUCGGAUAACGGCCCAGAACCGAAUCAGGAAGCAGAGCGAAGUCGGAGAGAGCGCCAGAGUCCCACUAGACCCCUGUUUAAGCGCAGGUUUCCUCAGGCUGACCCCGCCGCCAGCGUCUCUAACCAGGAAGCGAGACCUGAACGGGCCCGUCGGUUGAGAAUAGCGCCACCUCUCCGCCAGCGCCGUGACAGCGGAAUCUUGCGACUCGCUGAAAUAACUAGCGAUUUGAUUCGCGACCUGAUUCGUGACUACAGCGCCACGUUUUCUAACGCGUGUGAAAAAGGUUUUGUGUGAAAGGUUUGAAUGCAUGUCCGUGUCGAGCUAUAUUUUGAUGUUGUGAAUUCAUGUUUUCGAAUGUAUGUUAGCAUCAGGGAAAUAUUUCUGACAUUGUGAAUGCUGGGUUAUAGAUAGGGGAAAAUUAUAUAAUAAAAGUGUGCAAGAAAAAUAAAAAAAAAUCAUUUAACCCUGAGGUGUGACGUUUUAUUUAGACCCCUCGUUAAAAGUAAAACCAUACGAGAUAAACCAAAAAACAUAACACUAUAAAACACUAUAAAUAUAAACACUAUAAAUAUA